Messenger RNA from Theileria orientalis strain Shintoku, 633 nucleotides. Its product is annotated as Fe/Mn superoxide dismutase. The transcript has 4 exons. Gene Ontology annotation, molecular function: metal ion binding; superoxide dismutase activity. NCBI's taxonomy places the organism in Eukaryota, Apicomplexa, Aconoidasida, Piroplasmida, Theileriidae. The record is from RefSeq and is a predicted model, not a curated record. Gene Ontology annotation, biological process: superoxide metabolic process. Bases 1 to 633 code for a protein of 210 amino acids.
AUGACUUUCAAACUACCACCUCUUCCUUACGGACUCAAAGACUUAGUUCCUCAUCUUAGUGAAGAGACUUUGACUUACCAUUAUACUAAGCAUCACGCCGGCUACGUUAACAAAUUGAACGGCCUGGUUAAGGGAACCAACUUGGAAUCCAAGAGUUUAGAAGAUUUGCUAAAAACGGAGUCUGGAGCAGUUUUUAACAAUGCAGCCCAGAUUUGGAAUCACACCUUCUACUGGCACUCUAUGUCUCCAAACGGCGGCGGAGAACCAAAGGGGAACGUAAGAAAAUUACUAGAAGAGAAGUUCGGUUCCUUUGACAAUUUCAAGAAGGAGUUUUCAAACGUUCUUACCGGUCACUUCGGCUCCGGUUGGGGCUGGCUGGUCCUUAAGUCCGACGGAACUCCAGAAGUCGUUCAAACUCAUGAUGCUGGAAAUCCCUUGAGGGAGAACUCUGGAACUCCUCUUCUGGCUUGCGAUGUGUGGGAGCAUGCUUAUUACGUUGACUACAGGAACGACCGUGCAGCAUACGUCAAUGGUAUGUUAUAUUUAAUUACACAUUCAACUUUAGCCUGGUGGAAUCUCGUCAAUUGGGACUUCGCAAACUCCAAUCUGGAAGCACCAUUCAAACAUUCAUAA